Camellia sinensis is the source of this 499-nucleotide messenger RNA. NCBI's taxonomy places the organism in Eukaryota, Viridiplantae, Streptophyta, Magnoliopsida, Ericales, Theaceae. The record is from RefSeq and is a predicted model, not a curated record.
AUAUUAUGACAUGUUGAAACAAGCUAUUUUUAAUAACAUGUAUCGUGAAGUACUUGAUGUUUUUAGAUGUUCUUUUUGUCAGACACUUCCCAUAUUUCUGGAUAGUCUGGUUACUGCUUGGGGUGCCAUCCUGAUUUCAGUUACAUUGAUACUUCUGUUUGGAGAGGCUGGAAAAGGUGGAGAACUCACACAUGAUGAGACAACAAUUAUUGCUGGAGCACUUGGGCUUACUGAGAAAACAGCCAGUGAUGCCAUGACUCCCAUAUCUGACACUUUUGCUGUUGAUAUCAAUGCCAAGCUUGACAGGGAGCUGAUGAAUUUAAUUUUGGAGAAAGGGCAUAGAAGAGUGCCAGUCUACUAUGAGCAACCUACAAACAUAAUUGGACUUGUUUUGUCUGAACUUGAAAACUUAUCGUUCAUGUACUCAAAUGCUCAAGCUCUUCUCAUUGUAUUAGGCAAACAAAAUUUUAAUGAAGAAGAUUGAGGAUGAUCAGUUCCU